AUGUCUGGCCGUGGAAAGAAAGCCGCUUCCUCAAAGUCUGCCAAAUCAUCCACGACAAAGUCUGCUCGUGCUGGACUCGUCUUCCCAGUGGGACGUCUCCAUCGGCAGCUACGGAAGGGGAACUAUGCAGCGCGGAUCGGAGCUGGCGCUGCUGUUUAUAUGGCAGCAGUCCUGGAAUAUCUGUGUGCAGAAAUCCUGGAGCUGUCAGGAAACGCCAGCCAAGACCACAAAAGGCGAAGAAUCUCCCCUCGCCACAUCCUCUUGGCUGUGAAGAAUGAUGAGGAGGUAAACAAACUACUGUCCCAUGUUACGUUCUCGGAGGGAGGCGUAAUCCCCAACAUCCAGGCCACGCUGCAACCCAAGAAGACCAAGGGCACCAGCAGAGACGAGGACCGCACGGCCAAGGAUGUGCAGUCACAAGAGUUUUAA
Knipowitschia caucasica is the source of this 429-nucleotide messenger RNA. The record is from the annotation of a GenBank genome assembly. Lineage: Eukaryota; Metazoa; Chordata; Actinopteri; Gobiiformes; Gobiidae.